Messenger RNA from Ceutorhynchus assimilis (cabbage seed weevil), 1369 nucleotides. The record is from the annotation of a GenBank genome assembly. NCBI's taxonomy places the organism in Eukaryota, Metazoa, Arthropoda, Insecta, Coleoptera, Curculionidae.
GGGAUUUUCCGUCAAUAAAUAAAUUUUAAGAUAGGCUAUUAUGGAAAUAGUUUUCAUGACAAACAGGAAGCUAGUCACAACAAGGCAGCAUUGCAAAACUGGUGAGUACCUAAAGUACCUUCAAUAGUACGCAUGAUUUCAGAAUACCUAACCCGCGGUUACAAACGGUUACAAACCCAACCUCAAAUAAAGUUAUGGAUUUGUUUUGCCACAAACUUCCUAAAAUUGAGCUUCAUGCCCAUCUCAACGGUUCCCUAAGCAAAUUAACACUUAAACAAUUAGGAUGCUUAGAAAAUUCCAUCAGCCAAUACCAAUCCGUUAAAGCAAUAGGUCUUAAAGACGCGUUUGCCUUAUUCAAAGUAGCUCACGAAGCUACCAGUAACACAAAAAACUUGUACAUUGCCACCCAAAACGUGAUUGAAGAAUUUGCCAAAGAUAAUGUAGUCUAUUUAGAGCUUAGAACAACUCCCAGGUCUGAAGAGGGCAUGUCUGAGGACGAUUAUAUCGAAACGGUGAUAAAAGCGAUCAGGGAAAAUCGAUUUGAUGGUAUUUUGGUGAAGCUAAUCUUGUCACUGGAUAGAAGGAGAUCAAGAGAAGAGCAAACAGAAACUUUGGAUAGAAUCAUUAGGUUUAAAAAUAGUUUUCCGGAUUUAAUAAGAGGGGUUGAUCUUAGUGGGGAUCCGGCAAAAGGAGAUUUUUUUAGGGAUAUUUUUGAAAAGGCUAGAGAAAAUGGACUUAAAACAGCAAUACACUGUGCUGAAAUACAAAAUGAUGCCGAAGUGAAAAACAUCUUGGAAUUUAAGCCUGAUAGAUUAGGACAUGGUACUUUUAUACAUACAAAUCCAGAAUUAUGGGCCCUAUACAAACAACUAAACAUUCCUGUUGAAUGCUGCCUAACGUCUAAUGUGAUAUGCUUAACAGCAAACUCCUAUGCAGAACACCAUGUUCAAGAAUGGAUUAAAGAAAAACUACCUUUUUGUCUAGCUACUGAUGAUAAAGGCGUUUUCAAUACAUCACUAUCAGAAGAAUUUCUUCAUAUCCACAAAGCAAGCAAACUAAAUGAGUUGGAAUUAUGGACAAUCUCUUAUAAAUCCAUCGAAUAUUCUUUUGCUAGUGCUGAGGAAAAGAAUUUUUUGCGUUUUAGUUUGGAAAAGUGGAAAAUCAAAAAUAUUAAAGAUAAUGAAUAGUUCAAAAUUUUCUUACCAUGUCAGCAUAAUCAUUUGCAAUUAAACUUUUCAGCCACUCCAUUUUUGUUUGAAAGUACCUACUAAUGUCUGAACAAGCUAAUGCUAUCAAAAAUAGAUGCAUAAUAUACUUAUUUGGUCACAUCAAUUAAAAUUAAUUAGAAUUUAUUAUAAAUAGAAUAUAA